GGGCAAGGCGGUGGAGGACUGGAGGAAGGCGAGACUCGGUCUUGUCUUCAUCGAGCAGCGUUUUCCGAAUCCCUGAGGGCUUUCUUGUGCUUUAGCUCAUUUGCACUUCUCCACACGACCCCGAGCGGUAACCACCUCUUCCCACGAGUCCAGGAACACCUCUGAAAGAGAGAAGGGUCUUGGUCCAUGAUUUAGGUCUAUGUCAGACCUUCUAAAUCAGGCAACCAAAACUAAGGCACCAGAUGACUUAGUCGCUCCUCUUGUGAAGAAACCGCAUAUCUAUUAUGGAAGUUUGGAGGAGAAGGAGAGGGAGCGUCUUGCCAAAGGAGAGUCUGGGAUUUUAGGAAAAGAAGGACUUAAAGCAGGAAUUGAAGCUGGGAAUAUUAACAUAACCUCUGGAGAAGUGUUUGAAAUUGAAGAGCACAUCAGCGAGCGACAGGCUGAAGUACUAGCAGAGUUUGAGAGAAGGAAGCGAGCCCGGCAAAUCAAUGUUUCCACAGACGACUCAGAGGUCAAGGCUUGCCUCAGAGCCUUGGGGGAGCCCAUCACACUUUUUGGAGAGGGUCCUGCUGAAAGAAGAGAAAGGUUAAGAAAUAUCCUCUCAGUGGUUGGUACUGAUGCCUUAAAAAAGACCAAAAAAGAUGAUGAGAAAUCUAAGAAGUCCAAAGAAGAGUAUCAUCAAACUUGGUAUCAUGAAGGACCGAACAGCCUGAAGGUUGCUAGACUGUGGAUUGCUAAUUAUUCAUUACCCAGGGCGAUGAAACGCUUGGAGGAGGCCCGUCUUCACAAAGAGAUUCCUGAGACAACAAGGACCUCUCAGGUGCAAGAGCUGCACAAAUCUCUCCGGUCUUUAAAUAAUUUCUGCAGUCAGAUUGGGGACGACCGACCUAUCUCCUACUGCCAUUUUAGUCCCAACUCCAAAAUGCUGGCCACAGCUUGUUGGAGUGGGCUUUGCAAGCUCUGGUCUGUUCCUGAUUGCAACCUCCUUCACACUCUUCGAGGCCAUAACACAAAUGUAGGAGCAAUUGUCUUCCAUCCCAAAUCCACUGUAUCCUUGGACCAAAAAGAUGUCAACCUGGCCUCGUGUGCUGCUGAUGGUUCUGUGAAGCUUUGGAGCCUUGACAGUGAUGAGCCCGUGGCAGAUAUAGAAGGCCAUACAGUGCGUGUAGCCCGUGUAAUGUGGCAUCCAUCGGGACGUUUCUUGGGUACCACCUGCUAUGACCGCUCGUGGCGCUUAUGGGAUUUGGAGGCUCAGGAGGAGAUCCUGCAUCAGGAAGGCCACAGCAUGGGUGUGUAUGACAUUGCCUUCCAUCAAGAUGGCUCUUUGGCUGGCACUGGGGGACUGGAUGCAUUUGGUCGAGUUUGGGACCUGCGCACAGGACGUUGUAUCAUGUUCCUAGAAGGCCACUUGAAGGAAAUCUAUGGAAUACAUUUCUCCCCUAAUGGCUACCACAUCGCAACUGGGAGUGGUGACAAUACCUGCAAAGUGUGGGACCUUCGACAGCGGCGCUGUGUGUAUACCAUCCCUGCCCAUCAGAACUUAGUGACUGGUGUCAAGUUUGAGCCUAUCCAUGGGAACUUCUUGCUCACUGGUGCCUACGAUAACACAGCCAAGAUCUGGACCCACCCAGGCUGGUCCCCACUGAAGACUCUUGCUGGCCAUGAAGGCAAAGUGAUGGGCCUAGACAUUUCUUCUGAUGGGCAGCUUAUAGCCACUUGCUCAUAUGACAGGACCUUCAAACUCUGGAUGGCUGAAUAGGCAGGACCAUUGACAGUGGACUCUAAUCUUAAGCUCUCCCUUACGAGCCAUUUUUAAGACAAAGGAAUUGAAGUGUUUUUGUUCUAUCAUGUUUUUUGCCAAUUACCAUGUAUAGACCCUCGAUAGAAUUGGAUUUCCAUGUCAGCCCCCACUCCAGGCAGGCAGCCAUGUCCCUGGGUAUUGAUGAACCCUUUUCAUGGUUGAAAUUUUAAUUUCCAUCUUUAAGCCCUGCCACGAACUGUGUAGACAUUGUUUUUAUUAAUCUUUUGUUUCAGUGCCCUGUUGCCUCCCUCACAGCACUCAGGAUUGUGACUGACUCCAUUUCUAAUCCUUGAAACUUGACUUACAUGGUAGAUUUUCUGGACUAUAUGUCAGCCACAGAGCAAGGCAGCUGGACUAUAGCCGGAAGCCCUCAAGUAAAGAGGCACAUCUCAGCACACACUGGUUCAACAGUACCUAGCAGAGCGAGAAUUUUCCUCAUGAUAAUGGGAGGUGAAGCAAUAGACCACAGCUAUGCUCAAGAUUAUGCAGUAAAGAAAAAUUUACCUCUUUCUUUUGUGUUCACUUGGAAUGCUCAUGACUGCAUCAGGACGCUCAGAACUGAACAUUCACCUUGUCAGAAAAUGUCUUCCAUUUUGCUUGACAUCGUUGGUGUUACCCCAGAGCUAGGCCAUCUGUCAAGUUUCAAUGAAAGUUUUAGAAAGCAAACAUGUCUAUGUACAGUCUCCUCUCUGUUGGUUAUUUAAAGAAUUUACCCUUCAUGUUGCAGUAACUUCAAAAAAAAUCAUUACUUGGUAUGCCUGACAUCAACUUUUUUUUCUUUAUUACACAGUUGCUGCAGAGUAAAACCCUGGUAUAAUCCUUUAAAAGAAUUUUCUGAAUCCAGCCAUUAGUCCAGAGAGGUUCCCUUUUUUUUGGUUUGAGAUAAAACAAAUGAUCUCAAAUAUGACUCAGUCCGUUUUCCAUGUUCUUAGUAAGCACUCUGUUCAUUUCUUAACAAACAGAAAACUCUUGCAUUGUGGGCCUGAGAACCAGUGAACUGUAUAGAGUGACUUAUAUCACUGUAAUCAUCAGCAAGGCAGCAAUGACCUUCUCCUCUUUCCACCAGAAAUGUAUAACCACUGAAGUGUCAAAGUACCCAGUAAAUGCACCCAUAAGUACAGGAAUCAAAGAAAGGAUUUAGAGAAUUCAAGAAGGACUCAGAUACGGCUUCUCCUUGAAUGUUUGAAAUACUUCAUUUGUUCACAGAGGCCGAGAGUAGCUUUGUCCAGCUCUCUUCUGCAAACUUCAGAAUGUGUGAUACAUGGUUAGAUGUUCUGUGUAAUUUGAUUUCAGUAUAUCAUACUGUUUAUUUGUUAAAGCUUCUGAAUUCUUCACUCUACCCUCUUUUGGGCAUUUCCCUGCUUAGGUAUUAAUAGACUUUAUUUUCCUCAACAGUUGGCUAUGAAAAGAAAUUAUUUUUCAAUAUACUUUGUAUAUGUGUAGGACAGUGAUGAACACAGCAUAUUAGCACACAAUUAGGAUACAGUGUGCUCACAAAAGUUUUGUUUUUCAAGUUUUGUUUUUUUUUUUUAAAUA
This is a messenger RNA of Talpa occidentalis (Iberian mole), 3337 nucleotides long. RefSeq names its product pre-mRNA processing factor 4 (gene PRPF4). Gene Ontology annotation, molecular function: protein binding; U6 snRNA binding; U4 snRNA binding. Lineage: Eukaryota; Metazoa; Chordata; Mammalia; Eulipotyphla; Talpidae. Gene Ontology annotation, cellular component: U4/U6 x U5 tri-snRNP complex. Bases 200 to 1759 code for a protein of 519 amino acids. Gene Ontology annotation, biological process: mRNA splicing, via spliceosome. The transcript is spliced from 14 exons. The record is from RefSeq and is a predicted model, not a curated record.